CUAAGUAUUUUCUCUCAUUUAUUAACAAAAUAAUUAUUUUGACAAAAAAAGUUGACAUUUUAAUCACUCGCACUAGUUAUCAAAAUUUCCACUUUUUCAUGUUUCUCCCGCUGCUCCAAACAGCCGGGCGCCAGUCGUCAUUGAUCGGCGAAACAGUGGACCGCUAAGCCCAGCAGGCGAACCAUUACGCAUUUGCCUAUCGAGCUUCAGUUCAAAUUAUUGGGCGAGGCUCAUGUGAAGUGUACUGGAUUGCAAAUGCCUAUUGCCUAGGGUUACAUUUUCGUGCUUCCUCCCGUAUCUGCGGCAAUCCAACCGGAGCAAUGGUCUGCUGGAUCGCUAUUCUCUGUUUCUUCUUGCGUCUUCAAGCCUCUCUCUCAGCUUCAGGACAGGCAACCUCUUUUGAAUCAGUUCCUGAUCUUGAGAAGUCAAUGUAUGUGGCUAUUGAUGGAUAUCCAUGUGUACGGCUACUCAACCUUUCUGGGGAGAUUGGCUGUUCAAACCCUGGCCGUGGGAAAGUUGUUGCUCCAGUUGUCAGGUUCAAGGACCCAAUUAAGUUGAUCAGACCAUCUGCUAUUUUGAUUUCUCUUGAAGAAUUUGAUAGCUUUUUUACAAGAUUGUCAAGUGAUUCACAUUUAGCAACACAUGUAGCUGGUUUGUUAGUUGAAUCAGGAACUCAUUCAAAAAACACGUUAAAAGGAUUUUCACCUGACAAAAAGUUUCCGCUGGCGGACUUUGCUCCUUAUAGUAGUGACAGCUUUGAAUGGAAUCCUAUUGGAUCUGGAGUAAUGUGGGAGGCUUAUAAUUUUCCUGCAUUCUUGCUUUCAGAAAGUAGCACACUGGCAUUGAGGGAGAUUGCCAUAAAAAAUGAGAAGAGGGAAAAUCCAUACACUGCAGAAGUAGUUGAUUUUGAUUUAGUUAUGCAGACUACAAAGUCUGGAACUCGCGAUUCAGAAUCUUGUCUUAGAGAGCAAACCUGCCUCCCACUGGGUGGAUACAGUGUCUGGUCAGCACUUCCACCCAUUAACAUGUCUUCUGAAAAGCCAAGGCCUAUUAUAUUAGCAGUUGCUUCCAUGGAUUCUGCAUCCUUUUUUCGCGACAAAAGUAUUGGCGCGGAUUCACCCAUAUCUGGUUUAAUCUCACUCUUGGCUGCGGUAGAUGCUCUUUCCCGUGUUGAUUGGUCGAGUAGUAACUUAAACAAACAGCUUGUAUUUGUGGUUUUCACAGGAGAAUCUUGGGGAUAUCUUGGUAGCAGGAGGUUUCUUCUUGAACUUGAUCAACAUUCAGAUGCUAUUAAGGGGCUUGAUUUUUCAAUGAUUGAGACGGUUUUUGAAAUUGGGUCAGUUGGGAAGAGUGUCACAGAGGGUGUAAAGAAAUUCUUUGCUCAUCCAACCGGGGGUGCUUCAACAAAUAAAACUUUGAAUUCGUUGUUUCAUGCUCAAGACUCACUGAAAACAGAAAACGUUAAGAUCUCAAUGGCAAAGAAAUCAAAUCCUGGAUUACCACCAUCUUCAUUAAUGGCAUUUAUGAGAAAGAAUCCACAAACUUCUGGAAUUGUUUUGGAAGAUUUUGAUGAUGCAUACAAGAACAACUUCUAUCACAGUCACCUUGAUGAUCUCACCAGCAUCAACUCUUCAGCCAUAGUCACUGCUGCUUCUCUAGUUGCCCGAAGUCUUUACAUCCUUGCCAGUGACCAAAAUGAAGUAAAUGCUUUGCUUCUAAACACUAUCAACCCAAACUCCUCACUGGUUGAAGAACUCCUCAGUUGCUUUUUAAGUUGUGAACCAGGCUUUUCAUGUGGACUGGUCAAGCGCUAUAUUUCUCCUUCUAUGAGCUGUCCGAACCAUUAUGUUGGAGUUAUAUCUGGUGAACCUUCCUCUGUGCCCUACCCUAGUGACGUGGGGGAUAUCUCUCGGUUUGUAUGGAACUUUUUGGCAGAAAAAACAUCUAUCCAGCCAAGAAAUACAAGCUCUGCUUGCCCCAAAGCUUGUGGCAGCAUUGGGGAAGCAUGCAUUCGAACAGAAACCGAUGGGAAGGGCAAAUGUGUCAUCUCCACUACAAGGUAUGUACCUGCCUAUUCAACUAGAUUGAAGUAUGAGACAGAUCAUUGGACAGUUUUACCUACCAACUCCACUAAUGAGGUAUCUGACCCUGUUUGGACGGAGAGUAACUGGGACACGAUAAGAGUCCGAGUUUACACUGUUCAAGAAGCCGCCUACGACCGCUUCGUUCUGUUCCUUGGUGUUGCUGUUACCGUUUUGUCUUACCUCUUAAUAGGGGUGUCCAAAGCUUUCAUCACAAAGGCCAUGAAGCGUGAUUGAUAUUGCGAAUACACUGAGGUGCAUGUUUCUUAUUGACGGGCAAACUUGGAAAAUGCAACUCUUAUUAGUCUUUGCUAUUGGAGGCUUCUUUUCGGCACCAUCUCUCGCCUGUGGUGUACUUUGGGAUACAUUUCGGGUGAUUAUGUAGUCUAUGAUUGAGCAAUUUAAGGCUAUAUCUUAAUAUUGUGGUUCAUUCUCUGUGUGUGUGUCCUUUGGUUAACGAUUUUCCAACAUCAAACGGUUAUUUGGGAGACGGUAGGAACACAUAUAAUGAAUGUCAUCCUAUGAUUCUAUUAUAGAUUACAUAUCCGAAUUACUCUUGAUAAAGAUUGUUUGGUUAUGGGCG
Molecule: messenger RNA, 2664 nt
Organism: Cuscuta campestris
Lineage: Eukaryota; Viridiplantae; Streptophyta; Magnoliopsida; Solanales; Convolvulaceae
Source: the annotation of a GenBank genome assembly